AUGGCUAUCGGCGCGAUGACUCCCUUCGUGGGUCCUGCAGCUCGAGCUGCUCGCCCUUCAAUUCUGCGACCCAUGGCGUCAACCAGUUUUGCAGCUCAGGAGAGCCGACGCUCGCUAGCUUCUUCCUCGACCGCGGGCGCAUCGUCCUCUUCCUCGAGCGCAUCCGCGUCGCCUUCAGCCAGGUCUUCCCGCCGGUCUGCACGCUUCACAUCCCGACCUGGUGCGGACAUGGUCGGCCCACCCGACCCGCUCAGCAACCUUCGACCCGUUCGAUACGGCUCUGCGUUUGAAGAGGCGGCUGCGUCCUCAUCGGCCUCUUCCGACGCUGCUUCCUCACAGCUGGGAUCCUCGGCAUCGCUCAGCAUGUCGCAUCCUUACUCGCUGCACGAAUUCACCACUUCGGGCGAUUCCAACCUGGGUUGGUCGGCAAACCACGCUCGUCGCAGGGGCGCACGCUCGCCGUCGGUCUACUUUGAGCGUCUGCUUGCCAAGCUCGAAGAAGCCGAGUUGGCUCACAAGCUACGCAUGGCUCGCGCCGAUAACUUCAACCAGCGCUUUUGGCAGGACAACAACGCACGUUUCAUCCAGGCUCUUUCGGCAUUCCGAUCGCGCACGGGCUCGAGUAAGGCUGUUGCGACUCUUCCCAGUGCUUCAUCAGACACUCAGCAGGCUGGUGCGGUUGCAAACAGCACCGAAUCCGAACUCGACCUGGACUCGGACUCGCUCGCCACAUUCUACUCGGCUUGGCUCAAAGCCAAUGCCGCACGACACCGUGCAUACAACCGCCAGCUGUGGCGACAGACUUUCGGCGACCUUGCCCCCGCAGCCAGGUACCAGGGCUUGCGCGCGUGGGCAAAGGUCGUCGGCGCCGUGGAACGCAAGAUGGGCCGAAUCGACUGA
Moesziomyces antarcticus is the source of this 900-nucleotide messenger RNA. RefSeq lists its product as uncharacterized. Gene Ontology annotation, biological process: intrinsic apoptotic signaling pathway. Gene Ontology annotation, cellular component: mitochondrion. The record is from RefSeq and is a predicted model, not a curated record. The transcript has a single exon. The coding region runs from base 1 to 900 and encodes 299 amino acids. Lineage: Eukaryota; Fungi; Basidiomycota; Ustilaginomycetes; Ustilaginales; Ustilaginaceae.